Messenger RNA from Spinacia oleracea (spinach), 1389 nucleotides. RefSeq names its product pentatricopeptide repeat-containing protein At4g21190. The record is from RefSeq and is a predicted model, not a curated record. The transcript has 5 exons. The coding region runs from base 298 to 1242 and encodes 314 amino acids. Gene Ontology annotation, molecular function: protein binding. NCBI's taxonomy places the organism in Eukaryota, Viridiplantae, Streptophyta, Magnoliopsida, Caryophyllales, Amaranthaceae.
UGUGCAUAGUUUUAGCGCACGUAGCAAAUCAGCAAGAAACAUUCGAGUUUCCCUGGCCUGUUCUCAAAAGCCCCUCUGCAAUUACAUAUUUACAUUAUCCAAAGUUCUCAAAAACCCCUCUGCAAUUUCUUCUCUUAUUCCAGAUUUCUCCCUAUUAACACCAAAAUUUAUUGUUUUUCUGUAUUUACACUGUAUUGUUGUCUUCCUCCUUGCAAAGUUGGAGAAUUUCUUCUUCUCCUUCAAAAUCCCUCAAAUGGGUGAUUAAACUGUUGGUUAAAUUGUGAAUUUUGAGCAUAAAUGUCGCUGAAACUCACACCCUUCAACAAGGCAUACGUUGUAAUACCACCAAUUUUCAACCCUACUUUCUGUACAAACAUGCUUAGUUUGAGAUACCCACCUCAAAAUAUUACCCCUAGUUUGGAAUCUAUUCAUCUUUCCAGAAAUUACAGCUCAAGAUAUGUGGUUGUAUGUGGGUUAAAAGGUCCUAGACCCAGAUAUCCUCGGGUAUGGAAGACCCAGAAGAAAAUUGGGACAAUAUCCAAAUCCAGAAAGCUUGUUGAUUGUAUAAAGGAAUUGUCAAAUGUUAAAGAAGAAGUAUAUGGGGCACUUGAUUCGUUCAUAGCGUGGGACUUGGAAUUUCCUCUCAUCACUGUAAAGAAAGCAUUGAAGACAUUAGAGAAUGAAAAGGAAUGGAAGAGAAUAAUUCAGGUGACCAAAUGGAUGUUAAGCAAAGGUCAAGGAAGAACAAUGGGAAGCUAUUUUAUGUUAAUGAACGCAUUAGGGGAGGAGGAUAGACUUGAGGAGGCUGAAGAGUUGUGGACGAGAUUAUUUUCCGAGCAUCUGGAAAGCACACCUCGCAUGUUCUUUGACAAGAUGAUUGGGAUUUACUAUACCAGAGAGAUGCAUGACAAGAUGUUUGAUGUUUUUGCUGAUAUGGAAGAGUUGGGUCUUCGGCCAACCACUUCAAUUGUUAAAAAUGUUGGAGCUGUGUUCCGGAAGCUUGGAAUGAUGGACAAAUACGAAAAGCUGAACCAGAAAUAUCCGCCACCUAAGUGGGAAUUUCGGUACAUCAAGGGAAAACGUGUCAAAGUUCGAACUAAGCAGUCUGAUGACUCCUCUGAUGAAAAUGAUGUUGACGACUUGAAUGAGCAAGGAGAGUCUAAUGAUAGUGACAACGAACAUGAUGUGCAACCAGAUGGAUUACAGGAUGAAGAGGAUAAUUCUACCAAAUUUAUGGAAUAGAAGUAGUUAACUGAUGUUGUAAUAUAGUACAGAUAUCAUGUUAUAUUAUGCAGUAUGGCUAAAUCUGAUAUAGAAAAGAUAUGUAGUCUCAUAGUGCAAAAAUAACUGCACAUUUGGAAAUGAAUGCAGUUUCAUACUUUCAUAUGA